Molecule: messenger RNA, 1109 nt
Organism: Salvelinus namaycush (lake trout)
Lineage: Eukaryota; Metazoa; Chordata; Actinopteri; Salmoniformes; Salmonidae
Product: mitochondrial mRNA pseudouridine synthase Trub2-like
Exons: 3
Coding region: 51-440 (129 amino acids)
Biological process (GO): pseudouridine synthesis
Molecular function (GO): pseudouridine synthase activity; RNA binding
Source: RefSeq, a predicted model, not a curated record
UGCACAAUUGGUGGCUGACUAAAUACUUUUUUGCCCCACUGUACUCUAAGAUGGACAUGAACAACCAGGAGGCCUAUGAGCUGGCUGCGAAGGUGAAACUCCGUCCCGACUGGAAGUCUCCCUCUAUUAUGAUAGGCCUGCGUUUAUUACACUUCCAACCACCCCACUUUACCUUGGAGGUGCAGUGUUUGAAUGAAACCCAGCAAUACCUGUGCAGAAUCUUGCAUGAGGUGGGCUUGGAGCUCUGCAGCACGGCAGUAUGUAAAGGAGUGCGCCGCACGCGAGACGGGCCCUUCACCGUACAGCACGCUUUGACCCGCCGACACUGGACUGCCCCUGGUGUCAUACAGGCCAUCCAACAGUCCAGGAAGGCUAGAAAAUCCAAGAGCACACAGCCAGGGGAGGAUACAGGAACAGCCAGGCGAAGACAGGAAAUUUAGGAAGAAGCAGCAGUCACUGGUGAAUCCCACCGGUUACACUUGGUAUUGACCUCAAAAGCAUUUGGCUCUUGAUGUCCUUGGGAUUAGAUAUCCUUGAAAGAAAGCUACACGAGCUGCAAAAUAGAUUGGUUUUAGUCAAUCAAUGCAGAUGUGGAAAGACUGAGCUAUUUUUCAUGUGCAAUGUCUCUGCUUUUUUUUCUGACAAUGUAAAAUGUGUGACCUCUUUAUGUUUGUGUAUCAAUGUGUUUAUUCAUCUUAUAAAUUAAAUAAUAUUCCAACUGUGAUGAUAUAUGAAAUCAAAAUACACUUUACCAACCAAGAAAUACCAGAAUGAUCUACACUACUUCCAAGUCAACACUAGAUGGCAGCACAAGACAAAUUUGAUUAGCCACAUUUCAGAAAUCAUGUUUUAGCAAUCUGUGUAAUUUUGCAACCAAACUCCGGGUUAUAAAACAUUUAUGCAAAGGAUUAACACACAAAAACAAUACAUUCAUUAUAGUAAUGCAUUCUCAAAUGGAACCCUUCCUUAGCAAGAGAUUCCGUGCGCAUAUUUUAGUUGCUGCACAUGACCGCCGUCAGUAAGGCCCAUGCUAUCCGGGAUCUCCCUGUGUGCACAAAUUUGUUAACAUCCCUGUUGGUGAGCAUUUCUCCUUUGCCAAGAUAAUCACC